Ruditapes philippinarum (Manila clam) is the source of this 1892-nucleotide messenger RNA. RefSeq names its product solute carrier family 22 member 4-like. Gene Ontology annotation, biological process: transmembrane transport. Gene Ontology annotation, cellular component: membrane. The record is from RefSeq and is a predicted model, not a curated record. Lineage: Eukaryota; Metazoa; Mollusca; Bivalvia; Venerida; Veneridae. The transcript has 9 exons. Gene Ontology annotation, molecular function: transmembrane transporter activity. Bases 19 to 1785 code for a protein of 588 amino acids.
AAAUUUACGAAAAUAAAGAUGGAAAAAUCUUCCGAGGAAAGGCUUCAUUUGAUUUUUUUUCAAUUUAUUGAUAUAUACAUAAAGUUAACUAUCAUUUUCGGAUUUAAUUUAAAGGAUUGCAAAGAGUUUCAAAUGGAUGUAAACCUAAACAAGCCCACAGGACCUUGCAGCAAUCUGAGUAGCAUAAUGACAGCAAACAUGGAUACUCUUGUGAAUCAAACAGAAGAAGAGAAACAACUUAUGUUGGAGGAAAGAAAUACUACAGACAAAGUCGUGGCCUCUGAUGAUGGUAUCAAAGAAAACGUAGUUGCAUCUCCUGAUGAAAUCAUUGAAGAUAUGGGAGGGUGUGGUCGAUUUCAAAUCCGUAUGUCUGUUGUUGUACAUCUAAUCAAGACCAUAUUCUGCUUUAGCUUCACAAAUCUUAUGAUUUUCACUUCUACAACGGCAUGGUUCUGUGCAAAUUCUGAAAUGUUUACAAACAGUACAUCAGCACAUAUUGGGUCUCCAGUUUGCUUGAAGCUAAAUUGUAUAGAGACAUGUAAAUCGGAAAAUGGCACUAAAUGUGAAAGCUUUGUAUUCAGUGAUAAACUGAAAACCGUUAAUGGAGAGUUUAAUCUUGUAUGUGACCGAGAUUUUAUUCCAAGUACAAUAAGUUCACUGCAGCUGGCAGGAUCAUUGGCUGGCAACGUGAUUUCCGGCCAUGUGGCAGACCAGUUUGGUAGAAAACUUCCAUUCUUCAUGUCAAUACUAUUGGUCCUUUUGUUUAACUUCCUCGGCUUUUUCGCAUCGGCAUGGCAGAUGUUUGCUGUAUGUACAUUUUUCACCGGUUUAGGGUACGGAGUAUUCACAGCAACCCAAUAUAACAUUUUGUCCGAGUUUACACUGGCAAAAUGGCGAACAUGGAUAGUAGGUUUUCCAUCAUGGCCAAUACAACAAAGCAUUUUCGCUCUGUGCGCAUGGUUAGUUCAUGACUGGAGGUACAUGCAAUUAAUUACAGCGUUAAUGGCAAUUCCGUGCUUGUUUGCAUGGCUGAUUAUACCAGAAAGUUUUCGAUGGCAUAUUGCUCGAAAUGACUACAUGAAGGCAAAACAGGUCAUUAAAACUGUAGCCAAAUUUAACGGUCAUGAACAUGAUAUUUGUAUAGAUAAGGUGUUUAGUAGACAAGAGAAAUUCAAAAAGCAAACAUACACAUUUGUUAGCUUGUUCAAGACGCUUGCAAUGGCUCGGGUAACGAUUUUGCUGAUCCUAAACUGGAUCGCCCUGGGCGUGGUCGGUUAUGGUAUAUGGUUUGGCAUUCAGGCUCUCUCUGGAAACAUCUUUCUGAACUUGUUCUUGUUCAGUGUAACAAGCAUUCCAUCAAAAACAUUAGGCAUUUUCCUUUGCAACAAAUUUGGGCGACGUAAAACCACUAUUUUGUGUUUCCUGAUAGUGACUUUUGCUGGCACCGUUAUUGGAUUGCUCCAUACAGUUAAACACAAUUUCACGUUUACAGAUCAGAUGACAAAUAUUCUAGCAAUUAUCGCUAACACGAGCAUAAGUGCCGCAUGGUCAUCGGUGCAAACGAUGACCGUUGAGUUAUAUCCAACAGUUAUCAGAAACAUCGGCUUUGGAACCUUGAGUUUUUUAGGUGGAAUUGCUGCUGUGAUUGGACCACAACUUGUCUAUUUUAACACUUGGCUACCUGGACUUCUGUUCUAUGUAUGUGGUGGUAUAUCAUGUAUAUGUGCGGUUGGUACGUUCUUUCUGCCAGAAACUAUGGACAAAUAUUUGAAAGACGACAUAUAAUGACAAAACCCAGCAGCUGCUGUUGAAGAUGUUCUUGUAUGUCUUAAAAUAUGGCGUGAAAUUUACUAUACAAAAUGUUCAACAUAAUAUAAAUAUCAACUAUCAAA